Molecule: messenger RNA, 1138 nt
Organism: Glycine soja
Lineage: Eukaryota; Viridiplantae; Streptophyta; Magnoliopsida; Fabales; Fabaceae
Exons: 4
Coding region: 192-539 (115 amino acids)
Source: RefSeq, a predicted model, not a curated record
UACCGUUUGAAUCAGGUUUGAAAGAGCUUAAAGUAUAAUCUAUCUGGACAAUGUGUAUAAAAGAUGCAUUUCUGUUUCAGAUCCUGAGCAGAAAAUUAGUAAUAUUGCCCUUGCACAAGUGUUAAUUUUUUACGCUUACUUUCAUGAACCCAGAUGGCAGAAAAUGAAGGUUCAACGAAGCCAUCGUUAAUAUGCUAUAUCCCUCUCCCGAUUCUCCUCCUCAACCACAACGCGAACAGGAGUUGGAACCUGUGGAAGCAGCUUUUAUCGACGACGGGUCUGGUUCUGACAUCAUUUCAGACAAUUUGGACGAUUGCGACAACAACGCCUCCACGAGCGGCAACGAAGAACAUGAUGACUCUGAGACGACGGAGAAGCUCACAAGGGUUCAACGAAAGAAAAUCCGUAAGAAGAAGCUGAAUGAAGAAGCCAUUCAUCGCGGAAAACUAAUUGGGCCGUUGUUGCCACCUCCGAUGCUCCAGCUGUUCGAUCAAAUGCUCCUGAAGAAGGUUAUGCCACGCACAACUUGGUUUAGGUGAUGAUGUGGCGGCUUGUGCUAAAUCAGUGAAAGUGAAGCAACGGAGAAUGGCAAAAAGGCUCGCCAAAGAAAAGCAAAAUGCCACUACUUCGGAGAACGCCAAUCAAAGUUCCACUGUAGAUAUCAAAGAAACCCAUUUAUAAGUAUAUGCCGGCAACAAUCACAAAAUAGAGCAUGCAAUUUAUCAGAUUACAGUUCAGCGUUUACCUCGUGAUUUGAUUGUUUGAAGUAGUUUAGAUUGGAUGGAUGUAUUAAAACGAUUAUGCGUAUUGUUAACUCUAGAAAUUUUCUUGGUUAACGACAUGACUAUGUGAUUGCGAGUUUCUUCAGAAUUUCAUUUAUUUUCCCCCCAAUUUAUAUGGGGAAUGUAUAAAUUAGAUGACGAGAGGAGUAUGGAAAAGGAGGAGGACGAAGUGGUAUACCCAUUUAAUGGAUUCGCACUUGACAGUGUUUCUCGCCACUAGCUCUAGGGGAUGAAAAUUGAAAAAUCCUGUAAUGCUAGUUCCUUAAAGUAACCUGAACAUUCUUUAUGACAUGCAGUUUCUUGACUCCUAUGGUAUUAAUUAUUAAUUAUUAAGUUGUAAACCUCAUUUUUUUUCA